AUGUCUCGCUCGCCAUCUCAGACACCGGCCCGUGAGCCGUUGCCCCGUCUGUCCCGAAGCUCCCAGCGUGCCCACGAACAAACAUCCCUCCUGUCCUCCUCCGAGUCUGACGCCGGCUGUGGCCCCAGUCGUGCCCGCGGCGUGGUGCGCAUGGAAAUGGUGGCAUCGCAGCUCACCACCUCGGAGCGAGCAUGGUUGUUCUUUGGCAUAUUCCUCGUCGGAUACGCAUAUGGCCUGGAGAGCCAAGUCCGCGCAACCUACCAACCUUACGCUACCUCGUCCUUCUCCCUACACUCGUACCUGUCCACCAUCAACGUGCUCCGAAGCGUCGUUGCCGUGGCGGUCCAGCCGACGGCCGCCAAAGUCGCAGAUCUAUUCGGCCGUUUUGAGAUCGUGGCCGCUUCCACCGCUUGCUACGUCCUCGGCAUGUUCAUCGAGUCCACUGCCUCCUCGGUCUAUGCGUUUUGCGUCGGCGCAAUCAUCUACCAGAUAGGGUACACUUGCAUCGUGCUGGUGCUCGAGGUCCUCGUCGCCGACUUCUCAUCUAUGCGGGCCCGCGUCUUCUUCAGCUACAUACCUGCCCUGCCCUUUGUCGUCAACACCUGGAUCAGUGGCACCGUGACGUCCGCCGUCUUGUCGGUUGCGACUUGGCGAUGGGGCAUCGGCAUGUGGUGCAUCAUCUAUCCCAUCUGCUCGUGGCCCCUGCUCACCACCCUGUACAAGAUUGACCGCCGCGCUUCGCCGCCAAAGCACGCCGCGCCCAAGAGCUUCCGUGACGGAUGGAAAUGGAGCCUUCCGGGGCUUGGAAAGUCAACGAGGGGGCUGGCGGACCGGCUGGACGGCGUCGGACUGGCCACCAUGGUGGGUGCAUUCAGCUUCAUCCUCGCGCCCGCCUCCGUCAUUGGAACCACGGCCGAGCACUGGAGAAACCCGUACGUGGUUGCCUCGCUGGCCGUCGGCUUCGUCCUCGUGCCCACAUUCGUCAUUUGGGAACGCCGUGGUGCCAAGACGCCUCUCGUGCCUUUCCACCUCUUGGCCGAUCGCGGUGUCUGGGCCGCCCUCGCCGUUCGAAGCCUGCUCAACUUCGCAUGGUAUGUCCAGGGCAACUACCUGUACACGGUUCUCGUCGUGGCCUUUGACUUUUCCAUAGGCACGGCGACCCGCGUCCUGUCGUUCUACUCCUUCUUUGGCGUCAUGAGCGGCGUCAUAGCAGGCCUGGUGGUCUAUCGGGUUCGACGACUGAAAGCCAUGAUUGUCGGCGGCACGAUCCUGUUCGCCCUUUCCUUCGUGCUACUUUGCAGGUUUCCAGGGGGGGUGACGGCUCAUGCGCAGGCGGGCAUGAUCAGCGGACAGGUUCUCAUGGGUCUUGCCAGCGGUCUCUUUGCCUACCCAACACAGGCGUCUAUCCAGGCGUCAGCGACCCGCGACCACGUUGCCAUUCUCACCGGCUUAUAUCUGUCCUUUUACAACGUUGGCAGCGCCUUUGGUACCUGCCUAGCCGGCGCCAUCUGGAGCCAAGCGUUGUAUCCCACGCUCAAGCAAAACCUGGCCUUUCAGCCCAACGAGACGCUGGCAGGCCACAUGUACAAGUCGCCGUUUGCUGUUGUGGCGCGAUACCCUGUCGGGACGGAGAUUCGAAGCGCCAUCAUCGAAAGCUACAAGUCUGUGCAGCUGCUGCUCUGCGCGGCGGGCUUGUGUUUGUGCAUGCCGAUGAUUGCGUUUGCCUUGGCGCUGAGGAACCCCAGGCUUUCGAAGCAGCAGGUUCAGGAGGAGGCACUGGAGGCGGACGAGCAGGAUACAUGA
Messenger RNA from Metarhizium album ARSEF 1941, 1803 nucleotides. Its product is annotated as ferrichrome-type siderophore transporter. Gene Ontology annotation, cellular component: vacuolar membrane; endosome. Gene Ontology annotation, molecular function: siderophore-iron transmembrane transporter activity. The record is from RefSeq and is a predicted model, not a curated record. Bases 1 to 1803 code for a protein of 600 amino acids. Gene Ontology annotation, biological process: transmembrane transport; intracellular iron ion homeostasis. The transcript has a single exon. NCBI's taxonomy places the organism in Eukaryota, Fungi, Ascomycota, Sordariomycetes, Hypocreales, Clavicipitaceae.